This is a messenger RNA of Daphnia carinata, 2475 nucleotides long. RefSeq lists its product as uncharacterized. Bases 102 to 1040 code for a protein of 312 amino acids. The transcript is spliced from 3 exons. The record is from RefSeq and is a predicted model, not a curated record. Lineage: Eukaryota; Metazoa; Arthropoda; Branchiopoda; Diplostraca; Daphniidae.
CGGUCCGACUAGACGUUUGGCAAGUUUUUGUCUUCACAACAUUGAUGUCGGUUCAGUUUUUGGUGAUGUUGCGUGCGUGAACGUUAAACAGAACAACAAGGAUGAACGAGUACAACUGGACACACUGGAUCGGGACUAAUUUGUGCGAACGAUGUGCUGAUCCGGAAAAUUUGGACGAUUCAGUUCAAGAACCAGAUGAGUUCCAGUGCUGGUUGGAUUUGUCUUUUGUGGCACUAGACGUGCUAGUGGCUUUCGUUUGGCUUUCAAUACUCAUUUACACGUGCAGUGCCAUAAAAAGCGUUCGCAGAAACCGUUGUUUAUCGCAAAAUUGCAGUUCAACAAUUUCCCGUUAUCCACUUCACGAUGUUCACUGGCUGUUGGUCGUGACAUUGUUCCUGACUCACCUCGCUGAUCUCGGAGACGUUCUACUCAUUUGGCAGAAUAACCCGUUGCAAAUCGCUAAAGUGUCCGUUGUCGUGCCCAUCAGCAACGCCCUCGUUGUCGUCUUAUCCUGCGUUUACUUUGACCGUAUCGAGGUAUGGCAGCGCGCUGCCUAUUUGCUAUGGCUAUGUCCGCAGUGGCUGGCCGAAGCCAUUCUCAAUUUCGUUCGUUGGCGUCACUUUCACUUGGAUUACACCAGAGAUACGGACGCUGUUGGAUCUGUCGCCAUACAACUAGUCAUAACGUGGAUGAAAAUUAUGCUGGCCGUCUUUCUCUUCGUUGUCGACGCCACGACAGCACUACAGAGUGGACCAUCAACGGCUGGAACGGAAUCAAACGCGAAGGAUAUUCAUCCUCCUGAUAAAGAUACGAUAUCAACAAAGUCCAUGGAUUCGGUGUUCGUUCAACCGUUUCCAUCACAGGUGGAAAAGAACCCGAAAUACUAUUACCUGCACGGCCAAUCAAACCUGCUUUCCAAAGCGACCUUUUUUUGGUGUCGAAGAGGGUCACACAGCCCGAUUAUUAGCUGCUGUUGUCUAAAUCAUGAAAAUGAAAACUUUUGUCGUAAAGCGAUACGGAUUUCACAAAAAGUCUUUUGAAAAUUUUAGUAUUUCUUAUUUAUUACUCGUUGUUGCGAUAACCAAAGGAGAAAAAACCAAAAAAAAAAUUGGUGGUUUCGCUCAUAGUCUACUUGGUAGACUGAUGGGGCGCCAAUUGGGAACCCUGCCAGUGUUAGCUUCACAUGCCAAAUUACUUGUCUUAACCCUGAAGGCCAGCUUAAGUUAAACCAUGACUUUAACUCUGAGGAUCUUCUGACUGAGGCUGGGAUGAUGACUACGGAUGUAAUCACCACGAGCCCCACUCCUGUAUGAAUUCUUCUCCCUUCAUACAGGAUGUCUCCUCAUCCAGGUAUGGCUGCGAUCAUGAGCCAUCGAGUUACCAGCAGGAGUUCCACGCAAACUCCUGCCUGUCAUUCAUCCCUUGCGGGACAAACGGCCGGUUCCAACUGGCAGUUAUUCUCUUACGAGACCAACUGCCACCGAUAUUCACCAACCAGCUACGCCACCAAUGUACUAAUUGAAACCUCGGCCUUUUAUACCGUAUUUUUCGAGCCCAAAACAACGUUGACAAAGAAUAGAUAAUAAUCGCCAGUCUAGUACGUUAAAUGAAAUAUGUUAAUCUAUUAACUUAAAUUUAACAAAUGAACAUUAUUUGGAAUUUGAGGGCCUUUUAUAUUAUUACGAUUAACCUACAUAAAAUUGUAUUAUUAAUUGAUAAAACGUAUAAUUAGAUGUAACAUGUAAAAAGCUAUCGGAGCCAAUAGGCUGUAAUCGGGGUCCCUGCCCCGCCCCGCCCCGUUAAACCCAUUUCCGGUUUUCUGUUGUCCCUUUCAUGGGUUAUGGUAGAAGACAUUGGAAGUCUAUUCCUGUAUCGUUUGAUCCGUUACUCAAAAAGAAAUUAAUUAAUAAAAGAAGCGAGAGAAAUUGAUGACAAAGAGAGUUGGCGUAAUCGUAUCAGAAACACAAACGCGAUUUGAAAAGCGAAAAUCCAUUGUCAUACAGAACAUAGUUUUGGGCGCGGUAUUUUUGAUGGUAUGGAGGGAAACACGAUACGGAAUAGUUGCGAAUUAAACUAUAGGGCAUAGUAAUUCGGUCAUUUUUUUUUAGAACAAGAUGGGUAAAAUAACGAUUUUCAAGUUCGUAAUAAAACAUUCAAGUAAAACCGGGCAAAUUUUUCUACAACUCAGUAAAAUGAGCCGUAAGAUACUUCUUUUUGCCAAAUUUUCUUUGAAAAUGCACUUAAGGACACUGUUGUGUCCAUGCUGGUAAGUAAUAUCUCUCAAUCGACUGCUUUUAAUAGUUAAAAUGGCCAACAAUAAGCGAGCUAGUAGGAAAGCGCAAAAAAAGGGGUCCAAAUUGAACAAACGAAAGGUGUACCAUCAACCGAAUAAGCCCUUGAAAGUUAUGACAUUGAGGAAUGAAAUACUAACUAUUAAUUUAUCUUAUACAUUGUUCUCCAUCAUGACCGCUCACU